GAUAUGUCAAACUUCAUUAAUGCCGAUAUCGAGAAAGAGGCAGAGGAACUGGAGGCCAAGGAAAACGGAGGCCAUGGCGAUGGACACGAUGCACACGGGCAUUCUGGACACGAUGGACACGGUGGUCAUGAGUCACACGGAGGAGGCCACGGCCAUGAUGCCGACUGCACCGAGGAGCACGGCCACGGCGACGGCCACGGCCAUAAUGGGCAUUCCGGCGGCCACGGGCAUUCCGACGGCCACGGCAGCGACGGGCACGGCAACGGGCACUCGGAUGAGCACGGGCAUAACGCCAAGAAGCGCAAGACCAAAGACAACAGGCACGACAGCCGAGUCAACUCGUUCGCCGUCGUACGGGAAGGAGAAGUUCUGCCUGAAAAGCUGGGGAAAUUAAUGGAGACUCUCGGGCAGCUGCCGAAGGAACAAGGUGUGAUCUUCCGGAUAAAAGGCAUCCUCGCGGUCAAGAACCACCCAUACAAGCAUGUCUUUCAUGCGGUGAUGGACGUCAGCGACGAGGAUGAUGCAGAGCCAUGGGCUCCUGGAGAGAAGCGAAUAACCAAAAUGGUGUUCAUCGGAAAGGAUUUGGAUAAGGCGUUCAUCCGGCAAACUUUCGAGGCGUGCUUCGAGAAGUGA
Messenger RNA from Symbiodinium necroappetens, 633 nucleotides. The record is from the annotation of a GenBank genome assembly. Lineage: Eukaryota; Dinophyceae; Suessiales; Symbiodiniaceae.